Silurus meridionalis is the source of this 2408-nucleotide messenger RNA. RefSeq lists its product as uncharacterized. The transcript is spliced from 8 exons. Bases 424 to 828 code for a protein of 134 amino acids. Lineage: Eukaryota; Metazoa; Chordata; Actinopteri; Siluriformes; Siluridae. The record is from RefSeq and is a predicted model, not a curated record.
UGACACACACUCUCACAUACACACACUCAUUCAGGAGAAGGUGUUUAGGACACACACGUGGAGAAGACAUCCUGCGUGUGGUCUAAGGAAAAGGUCAAAGGUUCAAGGAGGACAUUUUCGUCCCAAAACAAAAAAAAAACCCCAGCGGUGAACGUUCCGGCAAGAACGCGUUGCCGUCUGUCUUAUCGUCUCUGUUGGGUUCCUCCAGUAAACUGCCCCUGAGAUGUUUAAGGUGCUCUGGCAUGGAGUAGCAAGCCCAGUGUUCCUGCAUUAGACCCCAGAUCCAUUACAACCAUGAUCAGGAUGAAGUACCUGCUGAAGAAGUGAAUUCAAAAAUGUCCAUUCAUCUAAGAGAUAAGAGCGUAGUAUUAAAGAAGCUACUUAAGGAUGAAUUCCUGCAUAAUUACUGCAUGAAGGUGUAACAUGUUGACUGUGGAUGCAGGUAUGAGAAGCGGAAUCAUGGCGCCCAUGUAUGUGGAUUUGUCGACGUGGGAGGCAGCGAACCUCCCGUCUGUGGCGCUCCUGUCUGUGGUCAUCCUCUUUGUUCUCGCCAUCACGCUCCUUGCUCUCUGUACCAGUUGUCAGCGACAAUCCUUUACUCUGGAAAAAAGCAAUACACCGACAUAUUCGGCGGAGACGAACUCCUCCACGCUGGUUCGAGUCGUGAAGCCAGGAACUGAAACAGAGACCCCCACCCCUGAGAGGAAUCUCAGCGUGUUGCCUGAGGACCUCCAGCUCGGCCCCAAUCAACAGUUUAAAGCCUGGAGGAGUCACACGCUAGAGAAGAACACACAUACAGCCAUGAACGGUGGCAUGGUGACCAUGUAGAGAGUCUGAUGGCGAGAACAGCCUCAUCGUCUCAUCAUCUGUCAUAGGAUCGAGUCUCGAACUGUGUCUACUCAAAAUACUUCUCCGUAAAAAACAGAAAACAAAUCCUCUCAGAAAAGACAUGAAUAACACAUCCCACGCAUUGCUGUCACCAUACCACAGCAUGUUCACAAACAGUGCUGAAGAAAAGAAGGUUCCAGAAAUGUUCAUGAGUGGAGCUCGAAUUGAAUCCUUUUUUUUUUAGGUUGUUUUUUUUACGCCAUGACCCGAAGCACGGUGGGCCGUCUCUUCUGGCUAGCACAAAAACCAGAUGAUUGAUCUUGGUGGUACUGAUAUUAGAUCACAACUGUGCAGAAGAACAUCAGGAUUUCUAGCACACCACAAGACUGAAAGGAACCUGCUCUACUUUAUUGGCCAGAAAGAUAAAAAUUCAUCCAAGAAAAAUGUCAUUAUACACUCUUAUAUAUGAAGGUCACUUUAUCUUGUAAACAUAGAUGAUUUUAGAUAUUAUAAAAGUUAAAUUUUGAUUUAAUUUUACCAUCGGUGUUGGGAAAUCUGACAUUUCUCAAAUAAAUUCUACACAAGUUUAGGUGAAAAUCAGGGUUCUAUAAACAUGUUUCUAAAAAUGUUUUAUAUACUAACCUUUAAAAAAAGUAUUAACAUCUAACAACAACUAAACUAACAGGCAAAAAAAGUAAUAAUGAUGUUGGUGAUUGUACUUGGCAAAUUAUUUCCCACGGUUAAAGAAGCCACAGCAGUUUUAUGGGUCUGUAUGAAACCAAACGCUCAGAGCCUCAUUGAUCAAUCGUGGUCUUUUUUUUUUUGUUUUUACCAAAAAUUAACCAAAGUAAAAAAAUUCAACCAGAAAGUUUCCCUGGUUUUCUGCAUACUCACAUUCUUGUGUUAAUAAACAGCUGUAAAUACCAAAGUGCUGAUUUAUAUAUAGACCCGCAUACAAAAACUGUAAAAGCAAAGCUCACAGACGGCUGCAAAACAAAAAAGUAGGCAAAAAUUCCAGUAAUGCAGCUCAGCCACUGCAGCGCUUCUCUCCAGACACACGCUGGCCUUGUUGUAUAGGGUGCCAUUACUUUUGUCCUGAUUGAAUUGUAAAGGCUUAUUUAGCGCUAGCAACUUUCAAUGAACAAAACAUUAAGGUGUAAUUGGCAAAACUGAUUCAAAUUUAACAAUAAAAUCUGUUGAUUUAAUUUGCGUUGAUUUGAAGUCGAUCAGUCGGGUUUCUGAUUUCUGCAUGUCCAUUUUUUUACACAAACUCAGCAACUAAUCAAACUGGAUUUUCUGCCAUUUAUCAUGUGAAUACUGUGCAAACAUCUUACAGUAAACCUGUUUGUAUUGAUAGUAAUAAAAAAAAGGCCCGCCAUGAGUCAUAAUCAGUUCAUCAGUAAUACUCGGCAGGAGUGCUCCAUGAAAAGGGUGUUAGGCUUCACGUAACCGAGGAUGUCGUGUGUAUCUGUGUGACUGAAAAGAUGGAACUACUUAACUCCUUCAAUCUCUUUCCUUUUGAACGGUUUUCCGUAUGUGACACACAACGUUGUGAAUGAAUAAAAAACCUGUGAUGUUUC